This is a messenger RNA of Panicum hallii, 1021 nucleotides long. RefSeq lists its product as uncharacterized. NCBI's taxonomy places the organism in Eukaryota, Viridiplantae, Streptophyta, Magnoliopsida, Poales, Poaceae. The record is from RefSeq and is a predicted model, not a curated record. The coding region runs from base 215 to 805 and encodes 196 amino acids. The transcript has a single exon.
CUGGAUUAUUGUGCUCUUCUUUCUUCAUGUGCUUUGAUUUGCGGCCCACAAAUAAACAUAGAACUUCCUUCCCUUCCUUAUCCAACGCAACACAGGCGGCGCAGCACACCUUAUCCACCACCACCAUUAAUCCAUCUGCUCUGCAGGCCAAGGCUGCAGCAGCUCCAUCCUCCUCCUCCUUGGCAGGUACGGUGAGGCCACAUGACUUGAGAGGAUGAUGAUGGCCUCCUCGCCUGCUGCUUCCUGCUCAGCGCCGACGCACCAGCUGCCCUCUUCCUUCUCCUGCUGCUGCCGCCCCCCUUCAUCUGUUCUUAGUCUCGUCGUCGUCCUUAGGGGGACCAGGGCCAAUAAUAAUGCUUAUGCAGACAAGAAGAAGCGGCGGCGAGGGCAUUCGCCACCAUCUGCUCUACCCGACCCCCAAGCUGCUGCGGCGGCGAUACUUGCCGUCGCCGGGACAGUGGGAGUCGCCGCCACCCUCCUGUUUCGCUCCGGAUCCUCGUCCCCCAAGCAGCAGCCGCAGCAGCAAGAUGAUGAUGAUGAUGAUGAUGACGAGGCGGAAGAGUGCUGCCCGGAUUGCGGCGGCACGGGCCUGUGCGGUGUCUGCAAAGGGGAGGGCUUCGUCUUCAAGCAGGUCUCCGAGGAGACGGCCAGCAAGGCACGCAAGGCCGCCAAGAACAUGGCCACCAGAUACACCGCCGGGCUGCCCACCAAGUGGACCUACUGCAACAAGUGCUCCUCCACCCGCUCCUGCACAACCUGCCGAGGCUCCGGCACAAUAAUAACCACCAAAGCACCAGCAGCCUAGCAAGUAGCAACCAAUCGUCCUGCUCAUGCCUGCCUGUUUGGAUCACGCUGGCAAUGGCAAUGGCAAUGGCAUUGGCAUUGGCAUUGACGACCUAAAAGCUGGGCUCAGGGAUUCCCGGUCGUCGGCCUGCUGAUGCUAGCUCUUCAUGUAUGAUUACCAGUUACCACAGAGACAAAUAAAGCUUGAUGAUGAGAGAUAAAAUGAUUUAAUGGCCGG